This is a messenger RNA of Phymastichus coffea, 1815 nucleotides long. RefSeq names its product F-box/LRR-repeat protein 7-like. Gene Ontology annotation, molecular function: protein binding. Lineage: Eukaryota; Metazoa; Arthropoda; Insecta; Hymenoptera; Eulophidae. The record is from RefSeq and is a predicted model, not a curated record. Gene Ontology annotation, cellular component: SCF ubiquitin ligase complex. Bases 316 to 1815 code for a protein of 499 amino acids. Gene Ontology annotation, biological process: SCF-dependent proteasomal ubiquitin-dependent protein catabolic process. The transcript has 5 exons.
CAUUCGUUCCGUGAAUGUUUUCUUAUUCGUAGCAAAGUAGUAACUUUGUAGACACGUGCAAGUGUGUGUUAAAUUGCUGUGUCAAUUAAUAAUAUAAACUUUAUAUUACUAUUACAUUAAAAUCUAAAAUAAUAUAUAUGAUGACGACUUAGUGAUACACUCAUGGGGGCAUUUGGCGUGUCGGAUCGAUUAAUGGAGAAAUAGGCAUUGCAGCGUUCACUUCAGAGUUGCUUUUGAAUGAUAUAGAUAAUUUGAAAAGUUCUUUCCAAGAAGACAAGUGUUGCUAAUUGUUGGUCACAAAGAGUCAAUAACAAAAUGUCUGAACAAAGGAGAAAUCAACGUGAUAAAACGGAGGCAAACCAACUAGACGUCGAUGAACUAAAAGAUUUCACAAAUUUCCAAAUUAGUGAUGAUGAUGAAUUGAAAUCCAUCCAAAUUUUAAACGAUGAUUGUUUAGAAAUAAUUUUCCGAGCCUUGCCUUUGGUCGAUCUUUAUAGAGUUCAAAGGGUGUGUAAACGUUGGAGAUCAGUAAGUAUGUCCAUAUGUCCCCGAAUAACGAAGUUAUAUAUGUCAAGAAGCUUCUGGGGAGUCAGCACUCGUUUCAACAUACACAUUGACCUUAGUGUAUUAGACAAGGUUCUAUGUAUUUGCGGUCGUAACUUGCAAUACAUUGGACUUUCAAACGACGAAGAUAGAUAUCCACAAAGAAAACGCAGGAUUCACGUAGAGUCUGACAAAAAAGUAUGGAUUUUGAUUCAUAACAGAUGCCCGGGAAUCACAUCAAUUGAUUUCGGACAAUCACGUUCAACUGUCGCUUUAAAAUUCGUUUCUAAUCAUUUCAAAAAUCUCACUUACUUCAAAAUGCAUAAAUUUACUUUACCUGGAAAAACUCCACCUAUUCACGAAAUACAUAUAAGUCAAUUAUUUGCCAAUAACGUAAAUCUUCAGCGAGUUGAGUUGUUUGAUGCAAGGAUAACGACCGAGUGUCUUAUGACGUUGAAUUCUACUAAUAUUCAAGAAUUGACUUUACAAGAUUGUAUGAUUAAUAAUAAUGAACAUUUGAUACAAGCUCUUAAGGAAUUGACAAGAUUGAAGUGUUUAACGGUGUCUCGUUGUAUUUGCUUGCAAGAUAACUGGAUAAAUGCUGUAUUAGAAGCAAUAACCUUUAUGUCCGAUAGGUUAAUAUAUCUUGACUUCUUUCUUUACAAUCCUGCGUACGAGAUAAUUGACACUAUUUACUUGAGAAAAUUGAAAAAACUGGAAUACUUGAGCAUUGCUGGCGACACUGUAAUUGAUGAUGAUGCGUUGACAAACAUUGGCGAAUGCUGCAUAAAUCUAAAAAAAUUACAUAUUUACAAAACGGAAAGUAUCACAGCAAUGGGUUUUGAAAAAUUGACAGAAUUAAAGGAACUUGAAAGUCUAGUUCUGACUGAGUUGGCAAUUUUAAGGAAUGACGUUCUGCGGAGUAUGAUAAACCUUGUUAAUCUAGAGGUUCACCGUUGUCCUUAUUUUGAAAAUCAAGGUUUUAUGGAUCUCGUUCGAAAUUCACAAAAUAUUAGAACAUUGAAAAUAUUCAACUGUAAAAUGGUCCGUGAAUGCCAACUGAUUGAGGAAGUUAAAUGGUGCUCAAAGGACAAUAUAGAAUUAAUUAUUGAUAGUUCUGAGGUAAGAGAUUAUUACUUAAAAUGUAUUUAUAAAUUAAUAAAAUCUAACGGCAAAGUCACGAAAAUAGUUAAAAAAUUAUGCUACGAUUGCUUCAUACGGAAAAACGAAGAAAAUAUUGAUUGUAAAUUAUGUUGCGAUAUCUUCGAAUAA